CGACACUCAGUUGCAACAGCCAUGCGCAAUAGGCAACGUUGUUGUGGUCGCCUGUCGACGUUGUGGUAAAAUACAGAAUACUUUCUAACACGCGUGAGCUGUGAGUCGGAACUUUUAAAGUUUGAGUUUACAAAGAGGCGGAAGGGAGAAGUGGGCGGUAGCGAAUCAGAGCAGCGUGCCGAGCUGCUUCUCUUUCUCCUUUCUGACUGGGGUGAGUGAGACAGGACGGGGUGACUGCCAUGUAGUUGGAGGCAGAAGAAUGAGCAGUCAGCACACUCCAACAGAUGGGACUGACGACUAUACAGUGCAGCAGGAAAAUGAACUAGAAGCCCUUGCGUCUAUCUUCGGAGAUGACUUCCAGGAUCUGCGGAGCAUGGACCCGUGGAAGGUUAAAAGGCCUCCAGAGGUGUACCUUUGCCUGCGGCCCAAUGGGCUGAACAUUGGACAGGAAAGCUACGUGACUGUGGACCUGCAGGUGAAAUGUCCUCCCACGUACCCAGACGUGCCUCCGGAGCUGGAGCUGAAGAAUGCCAAAGGUCUCUCAAAUGAAAACCUCCAGAACCUCCAGAGUGAGCUCACCAAGCUGGCAGCAGUGCGAUGUGGUGAGGUGAUGAUUUAUGAGCUCGCAGACCACAUCCAAGGGUUCCUGAGCAAGCACAACAAGCCUCCGUCAUGCUCCUUCCACGAGGAGAUGCUAAAGAACCAGCAGAGGCAGCAGGAGAAACGAGCCCUGGAGGAGCAGCAGAGGAUGGACCAGCAACGCAAAAAGGAUGAGGAGAUGGAAAAAGAGAUAAUGGCUGAAAUCCAAAGGAGAGAGGAGGAGAAGCGAGAGGAAAAGAGAAGAAAGGAAAUGGCCAAACAGGAGCGACUUGAGAGUAUGGAUCAGUCUGUCUCUGUGUCUGGAAAGAGCCCACCGAGCCCAAGUGAAAAUCCUGAAUUGACUGAAGCCAAAAAGAAUGCUGGUAACCGCCGUCGCACUACCUCCAACACGCGACACAGGCGGGACACUGUGAAUGAAGACAACCAUCGCCCACAGGAGCUGCUCCACUUUAACAGCAGCACUUUUGGAGAGCUUGUUGUCCACAGAGGGAAAAGUUUAGGUAAAAGUGAGCGGCUCAGCCAUAGCGUUUAUUCUGGAUUUGAAGCAAACUCGGGAGAAUUCUGUGUGAUUUAUGAGUGGUCGUUGCACUGGAACAAGAAGAUGGGCAAGUUCUUCACCAGCCAGGAGAAAGAAAAGAUUGAGAACUGUAAAAAGCAGAUCCAUGCAGCAGAGAAUGAGUUUAACUCCCUCCUGCGGUUGGAUCAUCCAAACUUGGUGCGUUACAUGGCAAUGAGCUCCACUGAGAAGGAGGACUGCCUCAUGGUCAACCUGCUGGUGCAGCACGUGGCUGGGAUCAACUUGAACCAAAGCCUGAUCUCCCAAACCCCGGUCCCUCUGGAAAAACUCUGCCAUUACACGGCCCAGCUUCUGGCUGCCCUCGACUACCUUCACUCCAACUCUGUGGUCCACAAACAGCUCGGGGCCUCCAGUGUGCUGGUGGACUCUGAGGGCAACGUUCGACUGACUGAUUACAGUUUAUCAAAACGGUUCGCAGAGAUCUGCAAGGAAGACAUUUUUGAGCAAGUCCAUGUGCGUUUCUCAGAGGAUACAGUGAUGCCUACAAAGACGGGCAAGAAGGGGGACGUGUGGAACCUGGGGCUGAUGCUGCUGGCGCUCAGUCAGGGGAGAGAAGUGAAAGAGUAUCCAGUGACUGUGCCGGCCAGCCUGCCUGCAGACUUCCAGGAUUUCCUCCACAAGUGUGUAUGCCUGAAUGAUGCUGAACGCUGGACGACUCAGCAGCUUUUGGACCACCCUUUUCUCAAACCACCUUCACCCAAAAACCUGCCACAGGAUGAGACCAGCCCAGAAGAUUUAGCUGUAGACUUUCCAUCAUCAGUCAUCCCCCGCAGCCACAUCCUCAAUGCUCCCUUCAGUUCCGGGUUGCAGAGACAGUUUUCUCGCUACUUCAAUGAGUUUGAGGAGCUACAGCUUCUGGGAAAAGGAGCCUUUGGUUCUGUAAUAAAGGUUCAAAACAAACUAGACGGUUGUUACUAUGCUGUGAAGCGUAUCCAGGUCAAUCCAGCCAGUAAGCAGUUCAGGCGGAUCAAAGGUGAAGUGACGCUGCUCUCACGCCUGAACCAUGAGAACAUUGUCCGCUAUUACAAUGCGUGGAUCGAGCGGCAUGAGCUUCCGUCUACAGCAGUGUUGAGCAACACGGACAGCUCAGAGCCUCAGAGCACACCUGACAAACAUCCACAGGGCAGAGAUUCCCCACAGCGCCUCAACGAGCUCGGUCUCCUUGACAACGUGGAGGACAUUGCUCCGCCUCCAGCUUUGUCGAGCUCUGUAGAGUGGUCAACCUCCAUCGAGAGAUCCUCCAGUGCCAAGUGCAGUGGACACCAAUCAAGUGAUGAAGACGAUGAUGAUGAGGAUGAAGAUGUAUUUGGUGCCUCUUUUCUGCCAUCAGAUAGCGACUCCAGAAGUGACAUCAUCUUCGACAAUGGCGAUGACAGUACAGACGAGAUUUCACAGGUUGAGCCAAGGAAAAGACCACUGACGGAUACAACAGAGAGCUCAGACUCUGAUCGAUGUCUCGCAAUCGCACAUUACCUGUACAUACAAAUGGAAUACUGUGAAAAGAGCACUUUAAGGGACACAAUAGAUCAAAGCCUGUACCAGGACCAGAAUCGGUUAUGGAGACUGUUCAGAGAGAUACUGGAUGGCCUUGCUUACAUCCAUGAACAGGGAAUGAUUCACAGGGACCUGAAACCUGUCAACAUCUUCCUUGACUCACAGGACCAUGUAAAAAUUGGAGACUUUGGCCUAGCUACUGACCAUCCUGCUAAUGUGGCUGCAGGUGAGCAGGAAGAGUGCAGCUCAGGACUGAUGCCCAAACCUGACCCUGCAGGUAACAUGACAGGGAUGGUUGGCACAGCCCUUUAUGUCAGUCCGGAGGUUCAAGGAAACACCAAAGCUACUUACAACCAAAAAGUUGACUUGUUUAGCCUAGGAAUCAUCCUCUUUGAGAUGUCCUACCGACCAAUGACCACUGGUGCCGAGCGCAUCUCUGUCCUGAGCCAGCUACGAGUGGAGCCCAUGUCCUUUCCAGUGGACUUCCCUGUAUGUGAGCAAGGAACACAGAGGAAGGUGAUAGAGUGGCUGCUGAAACAUGACCCGGCCCUAAGACCCACUGCCCAGGAGCUGCUUAAGAGUGAACUGCUGCCACCUCCUCAGAUGGAGGAGUCUGAGCUGCAUGAGGUGCUGCAGCACACCAUGGCUAAUAUCAAUGGCAAGGCCUACCGCACAAUGGUGGGGCAGCUGUUUGCCCAGAACACCUCACCAGUCAUGGAUUAUACCUAUGACAUAGACCUGCACAAGGGCAGCUUCAGCUUCAGCAGCACCAAAUUGCAGCAGUAUGUGUAUGAAACCAUCACCAGGAUCUUUAAGAAGCACGGUGCGGUUCGUCUCCAGACCCCGCUGUUCCUCCCCAGAAACAGAAAGUUGUAUGAUGGCAAUGAGCUGGCCUGCUUCAUGGACCACAGCGGAAUGCUCGUUACACUGCCCUAUGACCUUCGCGUGGCGUUCGCAAGAUUUGUUGCCCGCAAUAAUGUAACACAUCUGAAGAGGUACGUCAUUGAGCGUGUGUUCCGCCCCAGGAAGCUGGAUCGCGCACACCCGAGGGAGCUCCUGGAAUGCGCCUUUGACAUCAUCACACCCGUCACCAACAGUCUUCUCCCUGAUGCAGAGACUAUUUACACCAUCUCUGAAAUAGUUCAGGAGUUCCCAGCGCUACAGGAAAGGAACUAUAAUAUCUACCUGAACCACACCAGCUUGUUGAAGGCCAUCCUGCUCCACAGCGGUGUCCCAGAGGACAAACUGAAUCAGGCCUCCAACAUACUUUGUGAUGCCAUGAGUGAAAAGCUGACCAAACGUGAGGUGGAAGCAAAGUUCUGCAACUUUUCCCUCUCAACCAACAGUCUGCAGACAUUGUACAAGUAUAUAGAACAGAAGGGGAAUCUGCAGGAACUGGCACCACUUCUGACAUCGCUCACCAAACAGAAGACGGCUGUCACCCAGCUAGCCAAGCAGGCUCUCAAGGACCUGGAGGAGCUCACUCUGCUCCUGCGCAGACUAGGCGUUAAAAUGAGGGUGGUGGUCAACUUGGGUUUGGUGUAUAAGGUGCAGCACCACUCUGGAGUCAUCUUCCAGUUUGUGGCUUUCAUUAAGAAACGCAAGCGAACUGUUCCAGAUAUAGUGGCUGCUGGAGGACGCUACGACCACUUGAUCCUAGAAUUUCGAGGGCCAGCCUCCACAGUGCCAGUCCCCAGUGCAGUGGGAGCCAGUGUUGCUUUGGACAAAGUCUGUGCUGCCAUUGCCAACAUGGAGGAACCACCAACAGUGAGCUCCUGUGAUGCUCUGGUGGUCCCUGUAGGACAUUCUUCAAUGUCCAGAGCCAUUAACGUUGUCCAGAAGCUGUGGAGCACCGGCGUCUCUGCAGACAUCGCCUAUGAUGUCUCACAGUCUCAGGAGACGCUGUUGGAGCACUGUAGGCUGGCAGGCAUCACGUGCAUGGCACUUGUGUCUGACAAAGAAGGACAGUAUGUGAAGGUGAAAUCCUUUGAGAAGGACCGACAGUCAGAGAAACGAAUUCCAGAGUCGGACUUGGUGGACCACAUCAUUCAGAAAUGUCGGACCAAAUUCUUUGACGAGAGAAACAUCAGAGAAAUCUCUGAAAGCAUGACCCUUCUUCAGAACCCGAAAGGGUCGUUGCUCAACAGCACAGGCUCUUCAGAGCAGCAUGGGAGCAGCAGCACAACAAACAUGAACGUGAACGUCAUUAGCCCAGAGAAAGUUUCUGCUAGCACUAGACGACGCUAUGAAACUCAGAUCCAAACACGAUUACAGAAUCUCAGUAGCAACUUGCAGAACAAGAGCAAUGACAUUGAGGUGCUGGCUGUGGACUUGCAGAAGGAAACACUGAUCAACUUCCUCUCUCUAGAGUUUGAAAGUGAAGAACAGUUCAACAGCAGCGUUAAGACGCUGCUGUCUCGUCUCCCCAAGCAACGCUACCUGAAGUCCAUCUGUGAUGAGAUUCACGACUUAAAGAUAACAAAAAGGGUGGCGGUGGUGGUGUUGUACAGCUAUAAGGAUGACUACUACAAGAUCCUUAUGUGAGAACCAAGGGAUUCCACUUCGACUAAGAUUCAGUCAACGCUAUGAUUUUUUUUUUUUUUUUUUUCCUUCCGUUGGACCUGCAAAAUCUAUCAGAAGAUUUGACAGAUUCAUACCUUUUCCGUUAGGAAAUUUUGAACCACAAAGAAACAAAUGACUUUGUUUUACCGUGUUAAAUGGUGAUUAUAAUUAGACCCAAACCUUUUGGUCUUUUCUGGUUUAGACAAGAGAUUCACUGGACUUCAUUGCCUUAAUAGAAGUAAAAAAAAUUGAUCAAGAAAGGGCUUUUUACUUAAGAUUAUGUGUCAUGUGUACAUUUCUUAUAAAUGCUAAAUGUGAAUGAAAGAAUAAAUAACUUUUUUCCC
This is a messenger RNA of Melanotaenia boesemani (Boeseman's rainbowfish), 5577 nucleotides long. It is a transcript of the gene eif2ak4, whose product is annotated as eukaryotic translation initiation factor 2 alpha kinase 4. The transcript is spliced from 39 exons. Gene Ontology annotation, molecular function: protein binding; eukaryotic translation initiation factor 2alpha kinase activity; ATP binding. NCBI's taxonomy places the organism in Eukaryota, Metazoa, Chordata, Actinopteri, Atheriniformes, Melanotaeniidae. The record is from RefSeq and is a predicted model, not a curated record. Gene Ontology annotation, biological process: regulation of translational initiation by eIF2 alpha phosphorylation; DNA damage checkpoint signaling. The coding region runs from base 260 to 5215 and encodes 1651 amino acids. Gene Ontology annotation, cellular component: cytosol.